Echinops telfairi (small Madagascar hedgehog) is the source of this 1102-nucleotide messenger RNA. RefSeq names its product glypican-2. NCBI's taxonomy places the organism in Eukaryota, Metazoa, Chordata, Mammalia, Afrosoricida, Tenrecidae. The coding region runs from base 350 to 1102 and encodes 250 amino acids. The transcript has 5 exons. The record is from RefSeq and is a predicted model, not a curated record. Gene Ontology annotation, biological process: cell migration; regulation of protein localization to membrane; smoothened signaling pathway. Gene Ontology annotation, cellular component: synapse; plasma membrane; cell surface.
CUACUCCUACACCCACAGAGACAGUUCUACCCUGUCCUAUGGAGUCUCGUCUCGGUGCAUUGGGGUCAACGCAAUGGCCGUGAGUUGGAGGAGGGAGUCUAAAGCCAGAUUUGUCAGGGGGCUGGGGAGGAGGGGAGCUUUUUUCUAAGGUUCCCUCCACCCAAUACCUUGCUGCUUCCUCUGUAACCCAGGUGAGAGACCCUUGUAUGUCUGGCUGCCCCCUCAUGUCUCUCUCUCCCCUGUUCACCUCCUACAAGAUGCCCUCCUUCUCCUGGCCGAGAGACUCCAGGGGCCCUUUUCCUUUGAGUUGGCAGCCGAGUCCAUUGGUGUGAAGAUCUCUGAGGCUCUGAUGUUUCUGCAGGAAAACAGUGUGGGGGUGUCAGCCCAGGUGUUCCAGGGGUGUGGGGGGCCCCACCCUGCACCAGCCCGCACCCGCAGAGCCCCAGCUCCCCGGGAGGAAGCAGGCCGGCUCUGGACAUCGGCAGGAGUGGAGGAGGAGCGACCUACCACAGCAGCGGGCACCAACCUACCACGGCUGGUGUGGGAACUCCGUGAGCGCCUUGGCCGGGUGAGGGGUUUCUGGGCUGGGCUGCCCCUGACAGUGUGCGGGGACCCACGCAUGGCAGCGGACAUCUCUCAGGACGCGACACCCUGCUGGACUGGAGCAGGGCGGGGCCGGUACCUGCCUCCCGUGGUCGGGAGCUCCCUAGCAGAGCAGGUCAACAAUCCAGAGCUGGAGGUGGACGUCUCUGGGCCCGACCUCCCGACCCGCAGGAGGCGGCUGCAGCUCCGAGCAGCUACGGCCAGGAUGAGGGCAGCCGCUCUAGGACAUGACCUGGACCUGCAGGACAUGGAUGAGGACGGCAGUGGCUCCGGCGGAGGGCAGCACUACGCCGAUGACUGGAUGGCUGGGACAGCGGCUGUGGCCCCUCCAGCCAGGCCCCCUCGCCCUCCCCGAAGAGACAGCCCUGGGGGCAAAGGAGGUGGUGGUUCCCGCUACAACCAGGGCAGGAGCAGGGGUGGGGGGCCACCUGCUGGUUUUCACAGCCACCCCAUCCUCAUCCUUUUCCUCCCAGUCCUGGCCCUGCUUGGACCUCGGUAA